Molecule: messenger RNA, 1834 nt
Organism: Cephus cinctus (wheat stem sawfly)
Lineage: Eukaryota; Metazoa; Arthropoda; Insecta; Hymenoptera; Cephidae
Exons: 7
Coding region: 185-1732 (515 amino acids)
Source: RefSeq, a predicted model, not a curated record
UUUUUGUUUAAAUAGCAAAUGGCUAUUCAGUUAAUUAAUGAAGGAGCAAAUAGACUGACUUUUUUCGAAGUGUGAUCAAGUUGUUUAAUAAUUGCUGAUUACUGCUACGAAAGGUGGUAGGAUUUAUUGGAUUUAUUGGAUGACAAGGAGUAUGAUAUUCAACUUUUUAUAGAACAAAUUAAAGAUGUCAAGGAUAUGGAUACUGAUCAGUAUCCUAGGAGUAGUCACCAUCGGCAUCCACGGAUUUACUAUGGAACGUGCUGUUGAACCUGCUUCAUCAGCGUCCUGGGACGUCGUACCGUCUCUGGAGGCUGAACAGCGUGGAUCCUUUGAGAGGAUUUUAAAUGGGAAGAUGCAAGUCACCGGAAUGGAUAAAGUCCUGCAAUCCUCAGAUUCAAGAAAGCCAGUUGAGCACGUGGAGGAUUCAAUUCCUGAAGGACCUCAACGCGAGAAACGAUCUGAGGUCCUGAUCAAGUUCGUAAACGACACAGGGGACAAGGACGAAAUCAUCCCUUUGGGGAACGUCGAACCUGCAAACAAGGAUACGGAAAAUAUUCCAAAAAACGUCGUAUUACUUCUGACUGAUAUGAACGGUCAAGACGCCAAAUCAGCGUGGGAGAAUUUUCAAAUGAAAUAUGAAUUUUCCGCGCAUGGAUUGCUACAGAGCUGUCUAAACGCUGAUCCUUUGUCCAUGAGAUAUACGAUGGGUGAUCAAUUCGUUGGUAAACAAGACAAUGAUUGCGGAUGCGAACGUCAUUUAAAAUCAAAUUUAGGAACACUGUUGUCAUGGGCACAUCGCUUUAAGGAAAUGACCACUGGAGCAGUGUCAGCUACUAAUUUCACAAUCUCUCCAACGCUUCCGUACGAUGGACCAACUGGAAUCGGCAAAGAUUUUAAUAAAGUCCAAGAAAAUAUGAUGAAGUCAGAAAUUCGACGUCCUAAAAUCGACUUUCGCGAUUCCUGGCAUUAUCUCGAUGCUGACAAACAUACCUCGAGUCCAGCUACUGGUUCUUCCGGAAGUCCUACCACUACUACACUAAAAGACGGACCUAAUAGCUUUGAUGGAAUGUGGGACGUCUUCGACAUGUUCUCCAGGAUAAGAUUGGCCUUCUUCCGCACUCUUCUGGACUCCCUUAGCAGCAACUGGCCUGGUGCUGAAGAUGAGUUUUCACCAAGAAGGCCAUUUCCACUUCAGGCUAACCUUGUCGAUCUUCUUGGUGAUACCAUUAAAGAAUUGAAGUCUGUGUCUAGUGAUAAGGGUUUCAUCCUCGUAGCAGCAGCACCGGGAAAUGAAAUUUCCGGGGCUGUCGAUCUUCUUCAACGUGAGAUCACCAAGGAUACGUUACUGAUAGUGGUUGGCAUGUGCACUGGGAAUGAGAAGCUCGUACCAUAUUAUGCUUCUGGUCCAGGAUCUAAGGCUCUUUACAAAGCAGUUAGCAUUUGGGCACUUCCGCUUACUGUAAAGGAUAUCCUAGGGAUUACUUGCUCGGGUACCGGAUGUAGGAAACGACGUCAUGACGUCUUGACGCCUGACAACCCCAUUCCUCCACAUGAUGAUAAAAGCGUACCACACAAAAAAGUGGUCAGGGCCGAAAAUGCUUCGGAUGAAAAUGAUGACGACGUCACUACUACUGAAAAGAAUGGAUCACCGUUAGCUUUAAACGGCCAGGCGACAGUAACUUUGUUAGGGUUAGCGACGUCAACCGUUGCGACGCUAGCUCUUAGUUCAUAGAAACCGUCAAACUUCAAUGGAAUUAUUAAUUAAUCGCGAAAUUUUAACAUUUCUGAAAUUCUUGUCCGUAUUUAUUACACAAUAAAAAAGAACUAAACAUUA